AGGGUAAAAGAAUAAAUAAAUGAAAAAGGAGGAGUGGGGAGAGGGAGACCCACUAUCCCUGAAAUUAUCGUGACGGACACGCCCUCCCCUCUUCUCUCUCCGCAUUUGAAAUUUCUAGGGUUUUGAUCUGAAAAUUGGAGAUGGUACUGUCGCAGAAGCUUCACGAAGCUUUCAAAGGUACAGUAGAGAGAAUCACAGGGCCGCGAACGGUGUCCGCCUUCAAAGAAAAAGGUGUUCUUAGCGUUAGUGAAUUCAUUCUUGCCGGCGAUAAUCUCGUCUCUAAAUGCCCCACUUGGUCCUGGGAGUCAGGUGAACCAAACAAGAGGAAGUCUUACUUGCCCCCAGAAAAACAGUUCUUGAUUACUCGGAAUGUUCCUUGUCUAAGACGAGCUGCAUCUGUUGAAGAAGAAUAUGAAGCUGCUGGAGGUGAAAUUCUGCUUGAUAAUGAAGAUAAUGAUGGCUGGCUGGCAACUCAUGGCAAACCAAAAGAAACUAAAGGUGACGAGGAUGAUAAUGUACCUUCAAUGGAAGCCCUAGAAAUCAGCAAAAAGAAUCCUAUUCAACCGAUCCCCACAUACUUUGGGGGUGAAGAGGAAGAAGAUAUACCAGAUAUGGCAGACUAUGAAGACCCUGACAAUUUAAUUGAAACAGAUCCUGCAACACUCCAGUCUACUUAUCUUGUAGCUCAUGAACCUGAUGAUGAUAAUAUUCUUCGUACUCGAACAUAUGAUGUCAGCAUCACGUAUGACAAAUAUUAUCAAACUCCUCGCGUUUGGCUGACUGGAUAUGAUGAGUCAAGGAUGCUUUUGCAACCAGAACUUGUACUUGAAGAUGUUAGCCAAGACCAUGCACGGAAAACGGUAACUAUUGAAGACCAUCCUCACUUGCCAGGAAAGCAUGCUUCUGUGCAUCCAUGCCAACAUGGAGCUGUCAUGAAGAAAAUUAUAGAUGUGUUAAUGUCACGAGGUGUUGAGCCAGAAGUUGACAAGUAUCUUUUCCUAUUCUUGAAAUUUGUUGCGUCUGUAAUUCCAACCAUUGAAUAUGAUUACACAAUGGACUUCGAUCUCGGUGGCUCAAGCAACUGAUCAGAGGUGGAUGAUCCAGUGUGAAUUGACAAAAUUAUCUCGUGGUGCAUUCUGUAUCGAUGGGCCUUCCACAACAAUAUUAUUGUAUAUAAAUCUAAACUUUUCUUACUAAAAGUCUAUGUAACUUUAUCUAGAAAAAAAAAAAAAAAAAAAAAAA
This is a messenger RNA of Jatropha curcas, 1242 nucleotides long. RefSeq names its product autophagy 3 (APG3) (gene ATG3). Gene Ontology annotation, biological process: glycophagy; autophagosome assembly; autophagy of mitochondrion. Lineage: Eukaryota; Viridiplantae; Streptophyta; Magnoliopsida; Malpighiales; Euphorbiaceae. Gene Ontology annotation, molecular function: Atg8-family ligase activity. Gene Ontology annotation, cellular component: cytosol; phagophore assembly site. The record is from RefSeq and is a predicted model, not a curated record.